Galendromus occidentalis (western predatory mite) is the source of this 1856-nucleotide messenger RNA. It is a transcript of the gene DAT, whose product is annotated as Sodium-dependent dopamine transporter. NCBI's taxonomy places the organism in Eukaryota, Metazoa, Arthropoda, Arachnida, Mesostigmata, Phytoseiidae. The transcript has 13 exons. Gene Ontology annotation, biological process: amino acid transport; dopamine uptake involved in synaptic transmission; sodium ion transmembrane transport. The record is from RefSeq and is a predicted model, not a curated record. Bases 19 to 1734 code for a protein of 571 amino acids. Gene Ontology annotation, cellular component: plasma membrane; presynaptic membrane; axon. Gene Ontology annotation, molecular function: dopamine:sodium symporter activity.
AGCCUAUUCGGAACUUUGAUGAAGAAUGAGACCGCGAUGACGGAAGAACCGCGAGAGACUUGGGGUAAAAAGGCAGACUUCCUGCUGUCAGUGAUUGGCUUCGCCGUGGAUCUGUCAAACGUCUGGAGAUUCCCCUACCUUUGUUACAAGUACGGUGGAGGGGCUUUUCUCGUGCCGUACUGCAUAAUGUUGGCAGUAGGGGGCAUUCCGUUGUUCUUCAUGGAGUUGGCAUUGGGUCAGUUCCACCGGAAAGGCGCAAUCACGUGUUGGGGUCGGCUCGUCCCUCUCCUUAAAGGUGUUGGAUACACUGUCGUCCUGAUAGCACUCUACGUCGAUUUCUAUUACAAUGUGAUCAUUGCCUGGGCCCUGUACUACUUGUUGGCUUCAUUCACGACGACAUUGCCGUGGACAUCCUGCGACAACGAAUGGAAUACCGGAAACUGCUCCGUGGAAGCGAGAGGCGGUCGAGGAUUUACAAGCCCUGCGCAAGAGUAUUUCAAGCGUCAUCUGUACCGGCUCGAGGACGGUGUCGGGCUUGACAAUUUGGGACCAGUACAAUGGCAGAACGCGCUGUGCUUACUCGCUGUAUACAUCAUCUGCUACUUUUCGCUAUGGAAAGGAAUCUCGACUUCGGGAAAGGUCGUCUGGUUCACCGCAUUGUUCCCAUACGUUGUGCUAUUCAUCCUGCUCAUCCGUGGAAUCACUCUGCCCGGAGCCUAUGAAGGCAUUCGAUACUAUCUGACACCGAAGUUCAGUGUGCUCAAAUCAUCCGAAGUUUGGGUGGACGCUGCCACACAGGUAUUCUUCUCCCUGGGCCCCGGGUUCGGCGUUCUCUUAGCCUUCUCGUCGUACAACAAGUUCCACAACAAUGUACUGCGAGACGCGGUGCUCACAUCUGCCAUAAAUUCAGCCACCUCGUUCCUGGCUGGUUUCGUGAUCUUCUCGGUUCUGGGUUUCAUGGCACACAGGGCCAAUGUGGAAAUCAGAGAAGUCGCCACCGAAGGACCCGGACUCGUGUUCAUAGUUUAUCCGGAAGCCAUCGCCGCAAUGCCGGGAUCGACUUUCUUUUCAGUGAUGUUCUUCCUGAUGCUACUCACCAUCGGGCUCGAUAGUUCUUUUGGCGGGAGUGAAGCUGUGAUCACUGGAAUCGGGGACGAAUUCCCUUUAUUGAAACGAUACCGGGAGUGGUUCGUUGCCGGGCUGUUCUCUUUCUAUUACAUCGUGGGACUCCUAAGCUGUACCUCGGGUGGAAUCUACGUCGUCAACCUCCUGGAUCAGUUUGCAGCGACUUACUCGAUUCUUAUCGCGGUUUUCUUCGAGGCAGUCGCCGUGUCGUGGAUAUACGGCAUCCGACGUUUUUCCGAGGACAUCCGUGAGAUGCUCGGUAAAGAAGUAGGCGUGUACUGGAAAUUUUGUUGGAUGUUCGUCGCUCCCAUAUUCAUACUGGUCAUCGUCGUGUCAUCGGUCGCGGGCUAUUCGGGUAUUUCGGAUCAAGAAUACAAAUAUCCAUGGUGGGCGGAGAUAGUCGGCUUCAUUUUGGCCGCCUCAUCGGUCAUGUGCAUCCCUGUAACGGCUAUAUAUUACCUGAUCAUGGCUGAAGGUAGCUUCCGAGAACGACUCCGUGAUCUCACGACACCAUGGCGAGAUCGGGCCGGCAACCGGCUCCACAAAGGGAUGAGCUCGAGCACUGUGAAUCCUGCCAGUGAAUUCAAUUUACGAGCAGCACAAGUCUAGUUGGGCUCGGAGCAGACUCAUUGUCAGCUCUCUUGCGGCGAUAUUUAGGCGGAAGUCCCUGGGGGAGCCCUAAUUGGAGCGUGGCGAUCGGAAUCGGAGUGCGAUCAUAAACUCACACAUUC